AUGACAGCCGAGUUUCCUAUCUAUCCAGAUCUCAAAGACAAAGUUGCUCUAAUCACAGGCAUUGGCCAAGUUGGACGACCCAACUCCGAGACCUGGGGCAAUGGAGCGGCAGCAGCGAGGAUACUCUCUCACAAUGGCGUCAAGAUCUUUGGCUGCGACCUCAACCUCUCAGCCGCAGAAGACACCAAGAGACGAUUACAAAAUGACAACCCAAAUGCCGUCUGUGAUGUUGUCAGCGCCGAUGUGACCAACAUCAAGGACAUUGAAGCAUUUGUGAAAGCAGCAUUUGAGAAGCACGGCAGAAUCGAUAUCCUCUACAACAAUGUCGGCAUGACAGCACCUGGAGACCCCGGAUCUAUCACCGAAGAAGUUUGGCAGAAAAUGAUCGAUCUGAAUCUGAAUAGUGUCUUUCGAUGUUGUCGGCUGGUGUUGCCGAUAAUGGAGAAGCAAGGUUCUGGAACGAUCAUCAACAAUGCUUCCAUCACCGCAAUGCGAUAUAUUGGCAAACCUCAAAUAGGGUACGCUACGGCGAAAGCCGCAGUGGUCCAAUACACGAAAGCUACGGGCUGCAUGUAUGCAUCUAGAGGUGUGCGCAUGAACUGUGUCGUUCCUGGUCUUAUCUACACGCCUCUAGUCGAGAACUUGGAAAUGAGUGAUAAGGAGGAGGAUCGUGAAGUGGCAAGGAAGAUCACUCAGCAUAAUGUGCCAAUGGGUCGGAUGGGAGAUGGCCACGACGUUGCAAAUGGUGUGGCAUUUUUGGCGAGUAAUGUGUCCAGAUACAUUACGAGCCAUGCGUUGAUUAUAGAUGGGGGGAUUACUGAGUCUACUGGAACAGGCUUUGUACAAUCAUAG
Pseudocercospora fijiensis CIRAD86 is the source of this 852-nucleotide messenger RNA. RefSeq lists its product as uncharacterized. The transcript has a single exon. Bases 1 to 852 code for a protein of 283 amino acids. NCBI's taxonomy places the organism in Eukaryota, Fungi, Ascomycota, Dothideomycetes, Mycosphaerellales, Mycosphaerellaceae. The record is from RefSeq and is a predicted model, not a curated record. Gene Ontology annotation, molecular function: oxidoreductase activity, acting on the CH-OH group of donors, NAD or NADP as acceptor.